GUUUUGAUAUUAAUAAAGAAAAGCUGUUUACGUUGAUGCAGGUUUCUUUUUACCCAGCUUGAUCUGUAAUGAAGUGACUUCGCGUCCGUAUUGACAACUCUUUGUUAUUGCUUUUAACCGUAUUAGGAUAAAAAUGGCGAAUCCAGACGUCCAAGCAUUGGAUGAAAGAUUGUCUAGGGUAGAAAAACAGAAUGAACAAAUUUUGAAAUGUGUUAUGAAGAAAAAAGAUCAGGAUAGUUUCUUUUCCCUGGUUGAAGAAAACAAAGAAAGAGGGAACUGGUCUGGACGAUUUGAUUUCUUUCUGUCAUGUCUUGGCUAUGCAGUGGGUUUAGGCAAUGUGUGGAGAUUUCCAUAUCUAGCAUAUAAAAAUGGAGGAGGAGCUUUUUUCAUUCCAUAUUGUAUAUGUUUGGGCAUUGUUGGUAUACCAAUCUUUUUUAUGGAAUUAUCACUUGGACAAUACAGUAGCUGUGGCCCAGUAACAUGUUGGAAAUUUGCUCCAUUGUUUACAGGUAUUGGUUAUGGCAUGGUUGCUGUAUCUGCGUUGGUAGCAAUUUAUUACAACAUGAUUAUAGCAUGGGCCAUUUACUACUUGUUUUCCUCUUUCACCUCAGAAUUACCAUGGGAAACUUGUAUUGGAAAAAGUUGGUCAACAGCAUUAUGUUUGGAUAAUGUGAAUAUGACAGAUGAAGUAGGAUGCGCAAGUAUGAAUUGGGAUCUAAAUACAACACUUGGAACUUGUUAUGAUGACAAAGGUAUCCUCCGGGGAAUGUUCAAUGAAUCACUUGCAAAAUCAAAUGGAAUUAAAAGAAUUCUCCCAUCUCAAGAAUAUUUUGAUUAUGUUGCUAUCGGCCAAGGAAAGAGUGGUGGAAUUGAUGACUUGGGUCCAGUGAAUUGGAAACUAGUAUUGUGUUAUUUGGCAGCAUUCAUAUUUGUUGUUUUGACCCUCAGUAAAAGUAUUAAGACAUCAGGAAAGGUGGUGUAUUUUACAGCUACUUUUCCAUAUGUUGUAUUGAUUAUCCUAUUUGUGAGAGGACUGACCCUAGAAGGUUGUACAGCUGGAAUUGAAUUCUACAUAACACCAGACUUAAGCAAACUCAGUGAUUCUCAGGUAUGGAAGGAUGCAGCGGUCCAGAUAUUUUUCUCAUUGUCUGCCUCGUGGGGAGGACUUAUUGCGCUGUCAAGUUAUAAUCGUUUCCAUAAUGACUGUUUAGCGGAUGCAAUAACAGUUGCCUUUGGUAAUUGUCUGACGAGUUUUUUUGCUGGAUUUGUAAUCUUCUCUUAUCUUGGAAACUUAGCUACGACUUUAGGUGUUCCCGUAGGUGAGGUAGCAGACAGUGGACCGUCACUAGCUUUUGUUGUAUAUCCUUAUGCUGUAACAAAAAUUCCACCAUCUCCAUUCUGGGCCAUCAUUUUUUUCUUAAUGCUGAUAACACUGGGAGUUGACAGUGAGUUUGUGUUAGUAGAAACCGUGAUAACUUCAGCCUUGGACAGGUUUCCGACUUUGAGAAAGUACAAAUUUGUGACCGUUUGUACAAUUUGUGCCACGUUCUUCCUGCUUGGUUUGACAUUGACAACUAAUGGAGGUAACUACAUGCUGACAGUAAUGGACGAUUAUUCUGGAGGCUGGAACGUGUUAGUUAUUGCAUUGUUGGAAUGCAUUUCGGUUGGUUAUGUUUAUGGAGUAAGACGAUUUUUGGAUGAUAUUGAGACAAUGAUCGGAAAAAGCUUUUGUGGACCAGUCGGUUUCCCGUGGUUUGUUGCUAAGUGGUGGUGGGCAAUUUGCUGGUGCUUGCUCACUCCUUUGGCUGUCACUUUUGUAUUGAUAUUUUCCUGGAUAACAUAUGAAGGGUAUUCAGGAAAACGUGAUAAAUAUCCAGAAUGGGCAGAUGCGUUAGGAUGGAUGAUGACGAUGUUUGUUUUGGUUACAAUCUUUGUUGCAUCAUUGUUAGUCUUCAUUAGAACACCAGGAAGUUUUGGAGAGCGUAUGAAGUACUUAACGACCCCUACAAAUGAGUGGGGCCCUGCACUUGUUAAACACAGGAGAGAGGCAAAGAAAUAUAUUGACAAGUGGGACACAUCCUUUGAAGUAGACCCGCAUGGAAAAGAAGCACUGGAAAACGCAGUAUCACCAAACGAUAUAAACGUAGAGAUGUAUGACAAGCCUGGAAAAGAAAAUCUUGCCUAUGUUAGUGAUAGGAUGUGAAAACUUAGUUAACCAAGAAAGUGUAUAAUACUGACGUAUAUAUUUUUCUAAUUUUCAUAUUCUGAAGUUGCAGGACUAUAUACAUAUAUGAAUUAAAUGUUGUUGUUUUUUAAUUAAUCUAAAGUAAUUAGCGCAACAAGAAAUUGUAUGAACUCACUUCUAUGUCCGCCACAGUCAAGUCUCAGAUCGAUCCCCUGUUCUCAAAUCUAAGCCCAUGUAAAUAUUUUACCAAACGUAUGUUGAAGGACCAUCAUGUAGAGACUGGACUUUGCCAUUUUUACACAUGGCAGUAUUUUUUUUAAUUUUUUUUUUUAUAUAUUCGUCUUUUUUACACAUGGCAGUUGGCUUUUUUU
Messenger RNA from Mytilus trossulus (common blue mussel), 2556 nucleotides. Its product is annotated as sodium- and chloride-dependent neutral and basic amino acid transporter B(0+)-like. The record is from RefSeq and is a predicted model, not a curated record. Bases 134 to 2203 code for a protein of 689 amino acids. The transcript is spliced from 16 exons. Gene Ontology annotation, cellular component: plasma membrane. NCBI's taxonomy places the organism in Eukaryota, Metazoa, Mollusca, Bivalvia, Mytilida, Mytilidae. Gene Ontology annotation, biological process: sodium ion transmembrane transport.